AUGUCUGCACCAGCAAUUCAACCUCUACACCAAUCCCAGCCAUCUGCCGGGCCAAAUUUACACAGAUCCAUGUUCAAGAAACAAAGUCAAAAUCAAAUUUCCUUGCCCGUCAGAAAUAAAUUUGCAUCACCCACUGAUGAGAUGCUGUCACCAUGCUCUCAAAAACUUAACGAUCAUAAGUCCAAGCUUUUCGCAUCCAAAGCAAACCCCACAAAGUUGAAUUUUGCCUCGAGACAGAGUGGUGAAGACUCUGAUGACGAAUAA
This is a messenger RNA of Lachancea lanzarotensis, 264 nucleotides long. RefSeq names its product LALA0S07e03004g1_1 (gene BNS1). Bases 1 to 264 code for a protein of 87 amino acids. The record is from RefSeq and is a predicted model, not a curated record. The transcript has a single exon. NCBI's taxonomy places the organism in Eukaryota, Fungi, Ascomycota, Saccharomycetes, Saccharomycetales, Saccharomycetaceae.